Blepharisma stoltei is the source of this 972-nucleotide messenger RNA. The record is from the annotation of a GenBank genome assembly. NCBI's taxonomy places the organism in Eukaryota, Ciliophora, Heterotrichea, Heterotrichida, Blepharismidae.
AUGGAAGGCGCUAAGUACACAAUUGAUAGCAACUAUGAGGCUGAAUUUGUAACCAAAAAGAAAAAAACAUCAAGCAUGAGGCCUAUCAAGCUGAAUCGAUCUAGAGGUCACAUCAAGCUCGAAGAAUUUGAAACUCCAAACUCCAACAUUCCACGGCUUUCUCUAUCCCACCAGCCAAGCCCUAUUCUUUUCACUCCAAUCUCAUCCCAGAUCACAGACAACAAUCAUUCACAGAAAUUACCCAGAAUCUCCUCAGUUAAUAACGAAGACUAUUCCACAAUUUCCUCAAAACAAAAAUUUUUAGGCCGUUUGGUAUUAGAAAGAUUCCAAAACUCCGCAAUGGCUCAAUACUUCAUCUGCCAGCUCUGUGACUGCGUUUGCAAUAUAGGUUUUCUAGAAUGCCAAGUCUGCUCCAGUUUAUUCUGCAAAGAAUGCUUAUAUAUUUACACCCACCAAAACGCUCCAAAUACUUGUCCGAAAUGUGAGACCUCCAAUCAGCUAGCCUUGAACGAAAUUGAGUCUUGCUUUUCAGGACGUUAUGUUUCCAGCCCCAGUUUAGCUAUGAUCCAUAGUCUUUUAGAAGUUGAAUGCAAACAUAUAGGAUGCUCACAUAUAGUGAUUUUGAAAGAUUUGGCAGAGCAUGAAAGAAGAUGUGAUUGGAGGUAUACGCCUUGCAAAUUGAAAAAAAUUAAGAAAGACGUCCCAGGGUGCUUGGAUUUAGUUAGGGCUAAUGAUGAAAUGGAAGGAUAUUGCUCAGUUAGGUGUCAGCUUUUUGGAGAUUUGGUGGAUGGGAGAACUAAUCAUUCGUAUGAUGAGCAUACUGCGAAAUUAAUUGAAUUAAUUAAAAUGCAUCGAAAUUAUUAGAUUUAAUGAAAAUUAGUCGACUAGGAUUAAAAAAACGUGCUUCGAUAUCUAUAGGAAAUUAGAUAAAAAAUAAAUUAGGAAUAGAUUAUUUAGCUCAGCUCGGCAUAA